AUAUGAAUCGACGAAGUAAGAUAACGGCAUUCUUGUCGCUUCGCUCUCAUGAACGCUGUGUAUCAAGGAUAACGGGCGGCCGUAUCUGUUCACUAGAUACAUUCUUGUCUUAGCUUUGAGUUUUUGUGGACCUUUACUCUUCUGUUGUGUGAGCAACCGUGCUAGGACCUUUAAUUGACAUGGCGCAUAUUCGAGACAAGUACACUGUACUUCUCUGCGGGGGCCCUCGUGUAGGGAAAACAUGGUUCGCAAAACGCUACUGCAGUGGACAUGUUACUAGUGGAUUCGAAGGUCCCUACUACUCGAAAAAUGUCAACAUCAAUGGCCACAUCUGUCAGCUCGUGAUACUGGAAACGUCUUGCCUGGACGAAGGAGCCUUCGGACGGACAGCAGGCACGGCUGUCCCAGACGCUAUAAUUCUAAUGUACAAUAUCACCGACGAGUCGAGUUUCCUUUACCUGGAGAACUAUGUUAAUCGGAUCAAGGAACACAGGACACCCAGACUCGGCAUGACUCUUCUAGUCGGCAGUAUGGUUGACUUGGCUCACACCAGCCGGCGUGUACGCCGGGUCCUGCCACAGAUGCUUUCCAAGAAACCCUGUCUGCUGUUCUAUGAAGUCAGCAGCCUUACAAAUCACCGCAUUAGCGACGUGUUUCAAGCUAUCAUAAACAAAAUAGCAAGUGAAAUGCCACCCCAGCUUGGAAUUGCCCGACCUCUCACUGAGCUCACUUUCACGGUCACAAUUAUAGGUCCCCCCGGUGUUGGAAAAACUUCCCUUGCACUUCAAUAUUCUGGCGAUUCAGCAUACGUUCGUAAGGCGACCGUGGUACCCGAUAUCAUCAGGAAGACCAGCGCUGUUGACGGCCACAUAGUCGAGCUUGAACUUUGGGACACAGCCGGUCAAGAGAAAUUCCAGGCCCUCACGCCUUCGGUUCUACGCAAAGCAAACGCGGUGGUGCUAAUGUAUAGCCUCGUGGACCGUGCAACGUUCAGGCAAUUAGACUACUUCCUCAACCAGGUCGCGGAGGUCGCUCCGUCAAACCUUAUGGUGACGGCUGUGGUCGGCAACAUGUUGGACAAGGAGGAGGAACGGUGCGUGCAGAGAAGGGAAGGAGCAGUAUAUGCUCAAAAGCACGGCUUUCUGUUUUUGGAAGUGAGCUGUGUAACGACACAUGGAGUGAACGACCUGUUUGAAGAAAUCAUCAGAUGGCUCUUAUGCUCACAGCCGUUCAGACGACCCUCCGUGGGAAACGCAAUUGAACUUCAAGACGAGCCCGAACCGCGAGGCCAGGAAAAGAAAAAGCGCGCACGCUGCUGAGUAUACAACUAUUCGCCUCCAACAGCACGACGGGUUGAAGAGGAGGACUUCCGGUUCAUCUGCGCAGUUUUAUUAAGUUGCGUGUUUAAUAAAAUGUAUACCUAGACCUCAUAA
Messenger RNA from Ixodes scapularis (black-legged tick), 1433 nucleotides. Its product is annotated as GTP-binding protein RHO4. Bases 180 to 1319 code for a protein of 379 amino acids. NCBI's taxonomy places the organism in Eukaryota, Metazoa, Arthropoda, Arachnida, Ixodida, Ixodidae. Gene Ontology annotation, cellular component: endosome; Golgi apparatus. The transcript has 13 exons. Gene Ontology annotation, molecular function: GTP binding; GTPase activity. The record is from RefSeq and is a predicted model, not a curated record.